Linum tenue is the source of this 4757-nucleotide messenger RNA. The record is from the annotation of a GenBank genome assembly. NCBI's taxonomy places the organism in Eukaryota, Viridiplantae, Streptophyta, Magnoliopsida, Malpighiales, Linaceae.
CCCCUGGUCCCCGGCAGUUCUUCCAAUCAGAUGCAGUAUCUCGGCAAUGCCUUGCUCACUCGAUCCUGCUGCUCCGCUCUCAAGAAUCUUCGCUUCUUCUCCAGCUCCUCCGCACGGCUAAUUGGAGGAGUAACCGUCAGGGUCGAAGUAGAAGUCAGCGGCCAGUGAUUUAGUUAGGGUUUCUGCCGGCGGUGCCGUUUUGCCGCGUCGGAUGGAGGCAGAGGUGAUUUGGAACUUCGGUUAACCUCGACAUAAUUCCACAGCUACUGGUUUCGGAAGAGAUAUGGAUCUGAAGAUCUGGACCAUAUGGUCAUUCUUCUGCCAAGUGGCCGUGGCCGUGGCCGUAACUUCACUGGUGGUGGCUGUAACCUUCCUUUUGAAGAAGAAGAAGAACUCUAAACCCUCAGACGACACCCCCAAAUCGUCAGAAUCGGAAUUAUCGGGGGCUGAGCAGCAACAAACAUCUUCAGCCCCUUCCUCGUCGCCGGUGGAGUAUGAGGUCUUCUUGAGCUUUAGAGGCCCUGAUGUCAGGGAAAAUUUUGCUGAUUUCCUCCACAAAUUCCUGGUUCGGUACAAGAUCCGAACUUUUCUUGACGACGAAGAGCUGCGUAAGGGCGAGAAGAUUGCACCUUCACUCGUCAAGGCUAUCGAAGAAUCGAAGGUGUACAUUCCGGUUCUUUCUCCGAAUUAUGCUCGGAGCAAGUGGUGCCUUCAGGAGCUAGCUCAGAUGAUGAAGUGCUGCAAUCAAGGGAAUGGCCACAUCAUGUUGCCCAUUUUCUUUAUGGUGGAGCCUAGAGAUGUGCGGCGUCAAGAUGGUCCCUACAAGGCAGCAUUUCAGCACCACAGGAAGAAGUAUGAUGCAGAGACGAUUGAUGAAUGGAAGGAAGCUCUCCAGGAGGUCGGGGCGAUGAAGGGAUGGCACAUUACUGAAUCGGACGGGCAAGGAGCUAUUAUAGAUGAGGUUGUAGCUAAGGUGUGGUCACACCUUACUCAGAAUUACACUUUAGUGACGGAUGAGUUGAUUGGAAUUGAUUCACAUGUAGAAGAAGUGACAAACCUACUAAAUUUAGGCUGUGAAGGUGUGAAGAUUAUUGGUAUUUACGGUAUGGGUGGUAUUGGUAAGACCACUAUUGCCAAGGCUGUCUAUAAUAAGGUUCAAGCACAGUUAGAUCAUUAUAUUUUUGUGGAAGAUGUACGAGAAAUACUGGUGGGACAUGAUGGUGCCAUAAAUUUGCAGAGUAAGAUCAUCUCUGGCAUUCUGAGGAUUGAUUAUAAGGUCAAAGAUGCUAGUGAAGGAAUCCGCGUGAUAAGAGAGAGAAUCUGCAAGCGCAGGGCUCUCAUUGUUCUUGAUGAUGUGGAUGAUCGGUUUGAAUUUGACCUAAUCUUGGGGAAAUUGGAUGAUUUCUCCUCGGAAACUAGGAUUAUCAUUACGACCAGAAACAAAAGGGUUUUGGAUGUUCUUCAAGAAUUUAAGUUGUAUGAACCUGGAGAAAUGAGUCCAGAUCAUGCUCUUCAACUUUUCAACAAGCAUGCCUUUGGGACGGAUAAUCCUCAAGAGGAAGAGGCAAUUCUGUCUGAGGAGUUUGUGAAAGUUGCAACAGGCCUUCCUUUGGCACUUAAGGUCGUUGGUUCACUUUUGUUUCGCCAAGACAGAGAAUUUUGGCAAGCGAAGUUGAUAGAGUUAAAAGACUUACCUCCCACCAAGGUGCAAGAGAGAUUAAAAAUAAGUUACAACGAAUUGAGUUACAAUGAAAAACAAAUCUUCCUUGAUAUUGCUUGUUCUUUUAUUGGAGAAAAUAAAGUAUUUCCCCUUUACAUGUGGACUGAUUGUAAAUUUUAUCCUGAAAGUGGAAUUAAAACUCUCGUGCUUAGGUGCUUGAUAAAAUUUAAUGAGAGAAAUGAGUUUUGGAUGCAUGAUCACGUCCGAGAUUUAGGCAGAGCAAUUAUUCAUGAGGAAGAUAAUCAACGUCCAUGGAAGCGCAGCAGGAUAUGUUCCAAUGAAGAUGCCUUUGACAUGUUAGAAAGGGAAGAGGGAAGUGAUCUUGUGGAAGUUCUUAGAGUUAACAUGGCAGAUGAAAAUCUUCAGCUGACAGAUCAAGUAUUUAAGAAGUUUUCAGGAUUAAGGUAUCUAGAAGUGCAACAUGGAAGACUGACUGGAGAUUUUAAAGGAAUUUUACCAAGUAUACGCUGGCUUCGAUUGCACGAGUGUAGCUCGAUUCCCAUUGAUCUCAAUCUGAAUAAAUUGGUGAUUCUUGAUAUGCAUAGUUGUCCAGUGGAAGAUGAUUGGAGAGGCUGGGGUGGAAUUAAGGUGACUUGCAAGCUGAAAGCUAUAAACCUAUCGUUUUGCGGCGAGUUGACAACAGCUCCCAACUUGUCCCACUGCAGAAGUCUAGAGUUCAUACAUUUUUGGACCUGUUGGGAGAUGAGGGGGGAACUACACGUUGGCAGUUUCAAGAAUCUGAAAGUGCUGAGCCUCACUAUGACUAAAAUAACAAAGUUAAACGGUGACUUUGCAAGGCUUAAAAAUCUCCAAGAGAUUGUUGCGGGUCAUUUGACACAACUGCCUGCUGGUAUCAGCUGGUUAUCCUCUCUCAAAAUCUUAAACCUGACAUCACUUGUGUCGGAGUUGGAAGAAGUAGCAGCACUCCCCCCAAGUUUAAAGCAGCUAGCCCUCUCGUCUUCCCGGGUUCCUAACCUUUCUGAGCUCAGGGAUCUGGAACAUCUAUCCUUUGAGAGAUGUGACCAGCUUGAAAUUCCAGGAGAUAUAUGGAAGCUAUCCAAGCUGACAACACUGGAGCUUUGGGACUCGUCGUUUAGUAACAGUGGUAUUAUCGUUUCUGUCUUCCCAUCCUCUCUAAAAAGCCUUUUGAUUUCUGGCUGUGAGCCUUUGGAGAAACUACCGAGCCUUGCAAAUCUGAACAACCUGAAGGAACUGAGAUUGAUGCGGGUUCAGGUACAUGAGGUUCAGGGUUUGGGAGACCUGAGAAUGCUGGAAACUUUGGUCAUAUCCAGUGGUCCGAAUCUUGGCAAUCUCGAUGGGCUUGAAAAUCUAUUGCUUCUGAAGACACUAAAGGUGGAAAACUGUUGUUUACUGAAAGAACUUCCUAGUUUAUCGAAUUUGACAAAGUUACAGCUACUAGAGAUCAGUUCCUGUCAGCUUCUCUCUGAAAUCCAAGGCCUAGGAGAACCAGAGGAAUGCUCUUUAUCGAGUCUGUACAUUAUUGAUUGUCCCAGCUUAGCAAAUACCGGGGGCCUGCUUCAGGCUCUUGGACUGUCGGAAGCACAUGAUCAGCCUAUGGAACAACUGCUGCCUUGCGUCUGGAAGUUAGCCAGAUUAAGAAAGCUAGUCCUGUAUGCAUUCGAGACAGAUGGCCACCAUCUUUCGUCACGAGAACAAUUUCUCGAUGUGUCUGGUCUCCGUGAUAUCGAGGAGCUAUUGUUCUUUGGGUACAAACAGUUGACCAAGGUUUAUGGGCUUGAGAAAUUGGAGUCCUUGAGAUCCCUUAGUAUAUCAGACUGCACAUCAGUGAGGGAGUUGCCUGAUCUUUCUGGUCUCAAGAAUCUCAAGAACUUAAACAUUGGUGGCUGUACACAGUUGAUAGAGAUUACAGGACUUGAGAGAUUGGCGUCGUUAGAAGUGCUAGAUAUGUCAGGCUGCAAGUGCAUUAGGAAGUUGCCAGAUCUAUCUACUCUUAGAAAUCUGGUGGAACUUGUUGUUGAUGAAUGCACACAGUUGUCUGAGGUUACAAUACUGAAAAGAUCAGAGUCACUGAGAUCGCUCAGCAUGGUGGAUUGCUCAUCUAUUGCCCAGUUGCCGGAUUUAUCUGGACUCAUGGGAGAGAUAAAGAGAUAAAGAGAAACUGGGCAAUUGGGCAAUAGUUGGAUUGCUCAUCUAUUGCCCAGUUGCCGGUUUUUUUCUUCUAUUUCUCUAGUAUAUCUAUCAGUCAGUGUUUUUACUAGCUUCUCUGUUGUGUUCUUAUACUGCAGCAGCCUUUCGUCAACUCUAAUUUUCAGAGAGUCGCUCAAUCCAACUGGGCCUUUAUGUCUCUACCCAAUCCCGCCUCAAGUGUACUGGGCUUGGCCCAAAAGUGAUGGACUGGGCCUGGCUUCCUUACAUGCCGGUUGGACGAUGAGAGGUGAGACGAAAGAGACGGAUGUAAAAUUAAACUGGUAAGGGAACCGGCGAAGAGUUCGACAACCGGCGAGAAUGGAACCGGAGAAGAAGAAAAGAAAGUUCAAGCCGCCGCCGCACAAGUCGAAGAUUGGGAGAGCGAAUUGGGUUCUCAUUAGUCCUUUCUGAUUAUUGAUGCAGGACUGCAGCAUCUUCGGCUGGACCCAAAACGGCAGCAGAGGAAGCAGCAACAAUCAGAAGUGGUUCUGGAGUAGGUAUUAGUAGUAGUAGUAGAGUGGAUCCUUGGAUUGAACAGGGUAAGACCAUGGCAGUGAGCCAGGCUCAGAAAGAUGGGUGCACAGGGAAUUACAGAAUCAUGGAUUCCCCAUUCGGGAACUUCCUCCUACCUGUCCUCCCAACUCGUGCUGAAUUGUUGUCUGGAUGAUUCUUUCUUUCGUUGUUUGUUUUCUCUGUUGUGUUUUCGUGGAUUGGAUCCCACCUUGGUUUUGAAAUCUAGCUGCAGUUCAGAUAAGUCACAAAUCACAAUCAUAGUUUUCUGCCCAGCAUUCUAAUGAAGCUAUUCAGCCUGAUAAAGGUGAGUAAAUUUGUCGUAUCGUCGACCAUAGUUGUGUUAGUGUCACACACC